UGAGAAGCCGGUUGAGCACGUUGUAAGGCCGUUGCAGUCGACUUAUCGCCUGGCAGGGGUCGAGGUGAUAUUGGAACUACUGAAACUCACGCUGUAGUAACUAUAAAAACAGCUAUCUAACACAUUUGCCCCCAGUUCAAACCAGUUGACCAAAGAAAUGGUGAUGGAGAAGCCAAGUGCCCAGCUUGUCGGGCGAGAAUUUGUCCGACAGUAUUACACCCUUCUGAACCAGGCACCCGACUACCUACACAGGUUUUAUGGCAAGAACUCAUCCUAUGUCCAUGGAGGAUUAGACAGCACUGGCAAGCCAGCUGAGGCAGUCUAUGGACAGACUGAAAUCCACAAAAAAGUGAUGGCUCUGAGCUUCCGUGACUGCCACACCAAGAUCCGCCAUGUGGAUGCCCAUGCCACGCUGAAUGAGGGUGUGGUGGUGCAGGUGAUGGGUGAGCUGUCCAACAACAUGCAGCCCAUGAGGAAGUUCAUGCAGACCUUUGUGCUGGCCCCUGAGGGCACCGUGGCGAAUAAAUUCUAUGUGCACAACGACAUAUUCCGCUACCAGGAUGAAGUGUUCGGAGACUCCGAUUCUGAACCCCCAGAGGAGUCUGAAGGGGAGGUGGAGGAGCUAGAGGAGAGGGUCAACUCACCUGAAGUAGCACAAGAAGAGUCUGCUGCAUUCUAUGAACAGACCCCAUGCGGUGACCUGGAGGAGCCCGUGGAGGAGGCAGCGGUAACCCCAGACCCAGAACCCGUGCAGGAGCCCGUGCAGGAGCCUGAGCCGGAGCCCGAGCCAGCUGUGGUGGAGCUGAAACAGGAGCCCGACACUGAGCCGGAGCUCCAGAGCGAGGAGCAGGGGGAGAAGUGCCCCCCCUCGCCCACGCCUGCUGACCCUGCACCUGCCGUGCCUGAGGAGAACAGGCCUUUCUCCUGGGCCUCCGUCACCAGUAAGAACCUGCCUCCAGGCGGAGUGGUGCCGGCAUCUGGAAUCCCCCCUCACGUUGUCAAAGUUCCAGCUGUACAGCCCCGUGUGGAAGUAAAGACAGAAACUCAGACAGCAGCUCAGAGACCUCAGAGAGACCAGAGGCCACGGGAGCAAAGGCCAGGACCCCCACCAGCCCACAGGGGACCGAGAACAGGAGCUGGUGGUGUUGCAGUUCGCGAGGGCGAGCAGGGCGACUCAGAGGUGCGGCGCGUGGUGAGGUACCCAGACAGCCACCAGGUCUUUGUCGGAAACGUGCCCCAUGAUGUGGACAAAGCAGAAUUAAAGGAGUUCUUUGAACAGUAUGGCACAGUAUUAGAGCUGCGAAUCAACAGUGGGGGCAAGCUCCCCAACUUUGGCUUCGUAGUGUUUGACGAUUCAGAGCCUGUGCAAAAGAUCCUCAACAACAGGCCCAUCAAAUUCCGAGGUGAUGUACGUCUGAACGUGGAGGAGAAGAAAACCCGGUCAGCUCGGGAAGGAGAUCGGCGAGACAUCCGCCCGAGGGGCCCAGGGGGACCCCGCGACAGAAUAGGGGGACCCAGGGGAACACCCACCCGGGGCGGUAUGGCCCAGAAACCUAGUUUCGGUGCCGGGCGGGGCACUGGACCUAGCGAGGGGCGCUAUGCGGGGCAGCGUCAGUGAAUUCUUCCCCCACACUAACCACUACUGAUCCCUGUCACCAAGCAACAGAGGUGGCUUACAUCUCAUCCUCUCUCCGCUUUUAUUUUCAGCAUUGGGGUUUUGGAAUGUGAUCCCAACUUGAUCUGGACAUUAUUUUCCUCAUCUUUCUUAGUUCUGAACUUGAAUUUGUAACAGGAAAAUGACAGAGCUACUUGAAUUGAAAAACCCAGAGACUGGUUUUGGCGUUCUCUCCCUGUUUCUUAAAGGAACGUUUUUACUUCUUGGGCAAUCCUGUGUAUUGCUACCACCCCCUUUUUCAGAAGUUAAAUGAAAGCAUGGUUUGUUGGAAUUACUGCUAAGUUCAAUCACCUCUAUCUGAAUGGGUACUGUGUCCUGUGCAUCUGAACACUUUCUGUAUUGCUUCAUUUAUACUUCAUCAGGUAUGACAUGCAGUAUUUUUAACAACUGAGUCAAUGAGAGAACAAACCUUUUAAUACAUACUAUUUUUAAACCACUUCAUUUGUUUUGUAGUCUGGUUUCAACAUUUGGAGGUCCUCUGGUGAGAGAUGGUGUUCUGUUUUGUAAAAGCAAAUUGUUGUGCCUUCUAUUUAUCUCAUUCCAGUCAUGAAAGUUGUAAAAAUAAAGUGUAGAUUUGC
Messenger RNA from Megalops cyprinoides (Indo-Pacific tarpon), 2253 nucleotides. It is a transcript of the gene g3bp1, whose product is annotated as GTPase activating protein (SH3 domain) binding protein 1. The transcript has 12 exons. Gene Ontology annotation, molecular function: mRNA binding. Gene Ontology annotation, cellular component: ribonucleoprotein complex; cytosol. Lineage: Eukaryota; Metazoa; Chordata; Actinopteri; Elopiformes; Megalopidae. The record is from RefSeq and is a predicted model, not a curated record. Bases 158 to 1618 code for a protein of 486 amino acids.